GGCGUCCGGCGAGCAAGGAAGGACUUCGAGCGGGGAAGGUGCGUAUGGAGGUAGUGGCUGGUGAGGGAAGGAGGAGGAGGAGGCGGCGGCCCGGCCGGCUCGGGCCGAGCAACUCCUCGGAACAAAAGCGGGCACAUGGGGGAGAGAGGAGGGGGAGCGGCCGAGCUCACCACGCGGCCGUUAGCCGCCUCGAGCGCGGUUCAAAAGUUUGGGGGUGGGGUGGGGGGCGCUUCCCCGCGUGGGCUUUUGUUCUGUGGGAGGGGCGGGGGCGGCGCCGUUGCCUCAGCGGGGCCCUGGCCGGGGCUGCGUGCGAGGCGGCUUAAUCCCCCUCCUCGCCCGCUUUCCCUCUCGCGCUAUUUCUUUUCUCCCUUCGGUUCCCGCCGAAAACGGGGGGGGGGGCGGAGAAGGAGCGCGUGUUUGAGGUAAGGGUCGCGGCGGGGGAUGUAGAGAGCGGACGGCUUCCCUCCCCCGCCGCGAAGUCGCCCUGCGGUGGUGGCGGUUGUUGCGGGGCCGCGGCGGCGGCGCCAUGUUGCCGAGGGGGGCGGGGUCGGGACAUGGCGGCGGCUGCGCGUGCUGAGGCCGAUUGUUCCCAGUUAGGCCGCGGCCAUGUGGGAGCCGCCGUUGCCGCCGCCACCACCCGCGAGGGGAGAGAGGGAGAGACCAAGAGGCGGGAGAGGGGGGGGGAGAAGCGCGGUAAGGGGGUUUCCCCUUCGGGAACAGGGGGCGGAGGAGAGCAGCGCGAGGGCGGCCCAGGCCUGGGGCAUAAAGGAAGUAAAGGGACGGCGGGCCUGGCCGGCUCGCGGGAGGGGGGGGAGGAGGAGGGGGCGCGCGAGAAAAGGGAAAAUACGCCGCUCCAGUAGCCGAGCCCUGACCCGCCGCCACAGCGCCCCCUGGCGCCCCUGCUGGGCCCAGGCAGCUCGCGGGCUCAGCACGUGCAAGCUCCGGAGAAGCCGCAGGCCCGGCUCGGGGGCGCCAUUGUGCUCCCCAUCUGCUUCCCGCCACCUUUACCCUCGCGGACCCCGCGCGGCUGCUGCCGCCGCCGCGCUCCUUAGGCGGCUCCCGCGCCUUUUUACCAACAGGUAGUUCUCCGAGAAAGGACCCGGGCUCUCUCGUGUGCGCAUUGUGGCUCGGUGGGGCGGGGGAGGGGAAACACGCGACGGGGAAAGUGAGCCUUGGUUUUGUUUUCUUUGGGUGCUCAAGGCUGCUUUGUUUGCUCGCUCUCUUCGCGGUAGCGGGCCCGUGGAGGAGUUUGGGACGUAGGUUUCAUUUUAUUUUAUUUCCCACCCCCCAAGAGGAAAGUUUCCCUUUGUCUAAGGGGGUAACUUUCGACUCGCUGCAUCUUUCUGGGUACUUGGAGAAAUGGAACAUGCACAUGUCCAAGAAAGAGGGAAUUGGUUUCAUUGUGCUAUCGAAAGACAGAGAUGUGCUGAUCCUCAGAGAAAACUAUAGCUUACAGACUCCCAGCUGCUUUAAAAAAGCUUCAGCUUAAUUCAAAUGGUAAGGUGUAAAUAAUUUCAUAUCAAUUGGAGCAGGAAGUCGAUAGUCACUUUUUUAGCUAUGGGAUUUUGAAGUCUUUAAGCACUUUGUUUCACAACAAUUGCUAUUUAAUAAUGCCUUGAUACACAUUGGUAAGAACAUGCUCAUGCAUGGUUAUUUAAUCUCCUGUUUUCUAAAACAAAUCAACAGCAUCCCACUAUGAUAAAAUUGCCUUCCACUUUACUUACACAUUAUGCUGGCCAUAGUUCUAAUCUUGGUAACUGAAUUAUUGUUCUUCAUGAUCAUUUAGUAGUUUACAGAGUGGUAGAUGAAAAACCAACAGAGGUAGGCCUCAUCUGGUGCAGAUUUGUUACCAUUGUUACUAUUGAAAAACCUGCUAAUAACUGUAUAUUAAUAGAACUUUUUUUCUUUUUUUGCCAGGUGAAGCUUUGGAAAUGAGAACAUCCUCUUCAUGCCAGAGUAAUGUCAAAGUGCUUACAGUGCAGGUAGUGAUAUAUAGAACCUACUGCAGUGAAGGCACUUGUAGCAUUAUGCUGGCAACUGCAGCAAAGGUUUUGGAAAGUUACUCUGUAAUGGCCGCCACAUGGUGACUGCUUUUUGUUCUAAGGUGCAUCUAGUGCAGAUAGUGAAGUAGAUUAGCAUCUACUGCCCUAAGUGCUCCUUCUGGCAUAAGAAGUUGUAUUUUCACCUAGUCAUUCACACUGAAUAAAAAAUCUAGUAAUGUUUUGCAGUCCUCUGUUAGUUUUGCAUAGUUGCACUACAAGAAGAAUGUAGUUGUGCAAAUCUAUGCAAAACUGAUUGUGGCCUGUUAUUGUCUACAUAUCAACAUUUUAAUGAUUUCACUUUUAAGUUAACAUAGGUCUCCAGAAGAGCAGUCAAAACAGCUUCUGUAGCGCUAAAGUGCUUAUAGUGCAGGUAGUGAUUCAUAAUCUACUGCAUUAGGAGCACUUGAAGUUCUACAAGCUGUAGAACUUCAGUUUCACCCAGAUUUUUCCUGUGUUCUGCUUUUCUAUGUGUCUGUUGAACACUGUACUCUGGUUAGUUUUGCAGGUUUGCAUCCAGCUGUAUGAUACUCUGCUGUGCAAAUCCAUGCAAAACUGACUGUGGCAGUGAAAAAUCAAUGAAUAAGCGAUAGGUUGUACCCCUUUCUACACAGGUUGGGAUAAGUUGCAAUGCUGUGUGUGUCAGUGGUAUUGCACUUGUCCCGGCCUGUUGAGGUUGGUGGGGCUAGAGCCUGGAACAACUUUCCUUCUCAGCUGAUGGUCCUGGAGCAACACAGAACAGUUAGCAAUGGAAUAGUUUCCCAUUGCUUGCUGUGUUUGAGUGGAGUAACAUGGUUGUACUGUUCCAUGUUUGUGGUAUAUCAAUUACUGUUUUCAAAAUUCUCCUUGUAAAAUCAGUAAAGUUUUGCCACACAAAGCAACUUGCAUAACCUGUAAAUGAUAGUGUUAAAUAAAUCACCAACUUUGUACUCGAAAAUCAAAACAGGUGUUUUUAUUUGUUACUGAAAUUUAAUUGAUGUAUUAUCUACCAUAGAUGCUGUGCCACAGCAGCUGAAACAAUCGGACGUUUUCCAGUCCAGUUUUUCAAAGCACCUACCAAAACACAUUACAUGGGAGCAGUGGCACAUGCUUGGCAGCCUUCCUAUGUCAAGAGUGAGGAGAGAAUGUCAGGAUGGGGGUAUGAAAUAUCCUCUCGUUCUUUGAUAUGGCUGUUAGAAGCCACUGCCUCAGCACAUGGGUUCAUAAGAUUUAGUCAAUAAUUACAUGCUGUGUGAUAUUUGCAUGGAUAUAAUUAAAUUCCAUAAUAUAUGCAGAAAAAGUGCUGUUAAAAGCUUCAAGAAAAAAUAGUAACUUGCAAAUACUGGUCAUCCUUUAUAUCUUUUGUUGUAUCUGAUACUGUAUUGUCCUAAACUGUUAGAGGCCUUUACAGUGUUACCUUGGGUUACAUACGCUUCAGGUUACAGACUCUGCUAACCCAGAAAUAGUACCUUGGGUUAAGAAGUUUGUUUCAGGAUGAGAACAGAAAUUGUGCUCUGGCGGCAGCGGGAGGCCCCAUUAGCUAAAGUGGUGUUUCAGGUUAAGAACAGUUUCAGGUUAAGAAUGGACCUCCGGAACGAAUUAAGUACCGUAUUUUUUGCACCAUAACACUCACUUUUUUCCUCCUAGAAAGUAAGUGAAAAUGUCUGUGCGUGUUAUGGAGGGAAUGCCUAUGGGUGGCAUGCCUACGGAUUUUCCUCCUCUAAAAACUAUGUGCGUGUUAUGGUUGGGUGCGUGUUAUAGAGCGAAAAAUACGGCACUUAACCCGAGGUACUACUGUACUUUUGUGGAACUUUGUAAAUUUAACUCAAAACCAUAGUUACCAUCAGCCAAAAUUUAAAUUGUUGAAGUCACAAUUUAGACUAUGGAGAGUACCUCAAAUAAUAAAAUUUACCAUGUACGUAAGCUUAAUUUUAUAACUACACUAAAAGAUGGAGCCAUGUCCAAAGUAGUUUUAAAUGCUACAAUGAAUUUUUAAAUUACUCUUAAUUAAGACUUUCCUUAAUUACUAAAAGUACAUUUUCCUUUGCAAUAAAAAACACUGAAAUAAAGUAUGCUUGGAUACUAGACUACUGUGAGUGCAAACUAACGCACAAGAAACUGGCAUAAAGCGAGCUUGUGUAAAGCUACUUAAACUUGCACCACAUCAAAACCCUGCUGGGCAGUGAGGUUACUUGCUGCAGCUCCACCUAAACCUUGCAGAAGGAAAACUAGCUUUUAGCAUAGUGUUUAAUGCUGAGUUGCAGUGUCACGUUAACAGAGUUGAACAAACCUAGGAUCCAGCCUUUCUCCCCUGGAAUGUCCCCUUUUAGGGGCUUACACUAGCCUCUGCUGUGCCAGAUCAAGCAAGUUAUACCCAUGUAUCCUCCACUAAUCCAGGGUUGGAGACUUGAUGCUAGUUGAGCGAGAAGCAUUCCAGCUCUUGAAAUCCACUUCAUCCUAAAAUCAUCCCACCAAAUAUUGAAUCAGGAUUAUCCCCCUGAUCUUGUAAUACAACACAUGAUUCUUCCGUAAUUAUUUAGGAUUGGAUUGCUGCUCACAGUUUUCUAGCCAUGUGGAAUGUGUGCAUGUAUUGACUGCAAGUUCUUUGAUAGGUUUGGAAGCAUUACUAAAACAGUCACAACUAUAAUUUGACCUUGCUGCUAAUACUCAAAUUUAUAUUACACACCCUUAACUGCAACUUGACUUAAGGUCAUUUGUGGUUUGGAGCUUUGCUUUUUCAAGGAAAAAAUGCCGCGUGUGUGGCAAAGGUAAAGUGUGGCAAAGGUAAAGAGUGUUAAAUGGGAUGUUGGAUAAGUAGUGAUGUGAAUAAAUCGCUCUGUAUGAAAUAAACCAUAAAUCAUUUUGAGUAUACUAGGUUUAGGAUUAAUUAAAUGGCAGCAUACUUUGAAAGUGUAGAUCACUAAUUAUUUAAGGUAGUUGAUAAACUUAAGGACGAAAAAUUUACAGUACUUGGAUAGGUGCUUUUCUUUGCUGUUCAAUCUGGGAGCAAGUGAAGCAGAUGCAAUGUAUUACUAGCUUGGUGGUAGUUAACCUGACACUGGAUUAAGGGUAUUCUCUAAUACAGAAUACAUAAAGUAAUUCCUUCUCGGUAUAAAAAUAUGAAAUACUAUCACCUCUUGCUGUACGUAACAUACUUAAGCAAAGUAUCUUUGUUGAAUUUAAUUGAAACAACUGCAUUUGUUAGCGUUAUAACAUUCUAAUAGUUAUUAUAUGGUAUUUAAAUUGAGGGGAAAUAAACUUUAAUAGAAAAAUUGUUGUGAUUGCAUGCUUAAGUUAUAGAAGAUUCAAAAAUAAACAUUUUAUGUUUUUACCUAAUGGGUUUAUGUAUGAGCAAUCCUAGAUUUCUAGUUUAAGGCAGCACUGUACUCUGGUAACUCUAGUAUUUACUUAAGGUUUUGGCAAAAACAGGAGUUUAGAAAGUGGCAUUGCAACAGUAUGACCCUGCUUUGUCCCUUAUUGUCCGCAUGUCUGUUAGAUUAUCUUGGCAAUGCUAUGACCAGUGAAACAGUAUACAGUGGUACCUUGGUUUAUGAACUUAAUCCAUUCCGGAAGUCCAUUCUUAAACCAAAGCAUUCUUAAACCGAGGCAUGCAUUCCCAUAGCAGUGGGCUACUCAGUUUACAAAUGGAGCACACUCAACAGGAAGCAGAACAUGUUCUGCUUCCAAGGCAAAGUUUGCAAACCAUAACACCUACUUCCGGGUUUGCAGUGUUCUUAAUCCAAGUUGUUCAUAAAAUAAGCUGUUCUUAAACCUAGGUACCACUGUACUUUUAACUGCUAGCAUAUCUCCCUCAAAAAAGUCAAAGGGAAGUUGUUAAUAAGAUGUUGAUUCUAAAUCAACUUGAACAAGUGGGCAUUCUAACUGGUUGCUACAAGUAACCAACCAGGCACUCUAGUUGCAGAUAGAUAGCCUUCAUGCUACUUUCAGUCAGGCAAAGGAACUAUGCAAGUUCACUUUAUUGAACGCUAAAUGUCCAAAUAAAAAUUCAGAGUUCAGGGCUAUAUUUGCUAACAAAAUAAUGCUUAUUCAAUAGAAACUUAAUAUAUAUAUGUCUUUGAGUUGCAUUUCCUCCAUCCCUAUUAGUGUUGUGUAAAAAAAAAAAAAGCAUAAUGUCAUGUAUGAUAGCAAUGGGUACAGUUUAAGGGAUUUGUAGGUAGGUAUUUUUAAACUACAGUGGUACUUCGGGUUACAGAUGCUUCAGGUUACAGACUCUGCUAACCCAGAAAUAGUACUUCUGGUUAAGAACUUUUCUUCAGAUGAGAACAGAAAUCGUGCGGCGGCAGCAGCUGGAGGCCCCAUUAGCUAAAGUGGUACCUCAGGUUAAGAAGAGUUUCAGGUUAAAAAAAGACCUCCAGAACGAAUUAGGUUCUUAACCUGAGGUACCACUGUAAACAGUUGUGUUACAUUAAGACAAUUGGUUCACCUAACCAUACUUUUUACUCCACUGUAGCAGUGCUCUAGUCUCAAGCAGAGAAGUGUUCUCCAGCUCUAAGAUGCUUCUUAAAUGGGAGAUAACGGGAAUUAAAUCUGGAACCUCAUGCACAUAAAGCUUUUUCUCAGGCUAUGCUCAGAUUCAGCAUCUGCUAUGCCACUUGUAUUUUGACAAUCUCACUGCCAUGCCAUUUUGCUGCUGGAAAACAUGCUACUAAAGAAAAGACAAAUUUGCAAAUGGUUCUGUUGCCAUCAAAUUAUUGCUACAAUUUAUGCAGUACACUCAAGUCAAAGGUUUUUACUGAAGAAAAAACAUUUAAUAAAAUAGUUAAAUUUAUAUCCAGCUAUAAGUAUUUUGACACCACAUCAGUGUCCAGCAUCCUAAGAAGAUGUGUGCUGUGCUUUAGACCAAACACUAUUUUAUAGUACACCAGUUAAGAGAGAUACAGGUAUACGGUUGGGGAAAAGCCAUUUUCUGAUCGUCAAUGGGAACCUGCUGGAUGGGGAAAGCGGGAAUGCUCUGCACAAUUUUAGGGAAUUCUGCAACAGCCACCCCAUUCAGCAAGCCCUUAGGUGAGGCCAUUUGUGAUGGGAUGUGAACUUUACCUGGGGCUCCAACCAUUGGCUUGAAAUCACGGCAAUUGCUUUGGUUCCUUCUGUUCCAGCUACAGCAUUGCUUCUGUUGUGGCAACUUGGGUUGAAUGCUUGCAAAUCUUAUGUUAAAUAUGAAAGACUUAUUUAAGAAAGAUGUGCCAAUGUAGCUGAAUAUUGUUCAGGCUUAAUGUACGUUGAAUAGCUCAGGCUCAUUGCGAUCUUUGUAGCAAGACUCCGAAAGCACACAUCUCUUAGGAAGCUAUAGGUUAAAAGUAAAUCAACUAAUCAGACAUGUUAGAAAUAAACUUCUUGCAUAAUUCAUCAAAACAACAAUGGUAGGUAAUAUUUAAUUGGUUGUACCCACACUUUGCAAUGCAAAAAUGCUAGCGGCAUACAGUGGAGAAAACAAGGCAAUUGCUGCUGAUUAGGCUCUCCAACCUUAUUCCUGCAUUGUUCUGGAGGGUGCUGGAUCCUGCCCAGAGCAGAUUUUGAUACACUGAGGAAGUGGCAAAAAAUGACCACUCUUAGAGAAAUUUAGAGUUAACUGACUUCGCCUUCUAGCAGGUUAUAAUCCAGCCAAUUAUGCCAUGGCCUAACAGGAGGCAGGUGCUUUCUGGUGGCCAGUCAAGUGUGGUAAAUGUUUGCUGCUGCUACUAAUCAAUUAAGUGAAUAGAAAAAAGCCUAAAAAAAUAUAUUUUAAAAUUACAUAAUAAAAUGCAUGCCCACUUUGUAUAUUGAGUAGGGCUUGUAUAAGAUUUUUUUUUUAAGUAGGUAGCAAAAACCUUCAUGUUAAUAGGCAAGGAAUUCCAGACUAGGUGCUGUCAAGCUCAGUUCCUUCCAAAAGCAAUACAGAAAUGUGGCACUUGAAAAACACUUAGUUCUGCAGAUUCAAGUGUUUGAGUGGAUCAUUUGGGUAAGGAAAGGCCCUUUUAGUACCACCUACUGAAACAGUGGAAUCACAUUUCAAUUGCAGUCUUUAAUCAUGUAUCUUCCACACUGAACCCCAGAGAGUCUUGCCAGGUAAAUGGUCUCAAGCUGUUGAAUUUGGCCCAGUGACAAACUGGCAGCCAGUGCACAUCUCUGAGCAGGGGUGUUAAGAUGCUGGCGGUCUUACUCUGUCAGCAAUCAUGCUGCAGCAUUCUACACUAACUAGUAGAGUGCACCUCAGUAAUCCUCUCUUGCAAUUACUUCCUGGGCUACUAUGAUCCAAGUUCUCCCAGUCCAGAAAUGGCUACAGCUGCUGUACCAGCCAAAGCUGGUAAAAGGCGCUCAUAGCCAACAAGGUGACCUAGUCUUCCAGUCGCAAAACGAAACACGAGUGGCCCACCACAGUCUAUAAGCCUGCUCCUUUAGGGGAAUUUUGAUAUCCAUGGCCGGCAGUGUGCCAAAAUGCCAGACAUGGAAACCUACAACACCUGUCUUCCAAGGACUUUAGUUCAGCUUAUUUUCCCUCAUCCAUCUCGCCAUUACGUUCAAGGGUUUCUCCAGAUUCAGAUGUGGGGGAAAAGAGCUGAGAAUGCUGUUGACACCCUGCCCUAAAUCUAAUUAAUGCUGCUAGCAGCAGCAUGUAAAAAAACAAACAAUGGAGAUAAAAUUGUGCCUUGCAACACUCCAUAGUAUAACUACCUGGAGCUGAAGGGCAUUCUGCAAAUACUAUUAUCUGAAAUGGGCACAUAGAUUUUGCAGACCAGUCUGUUAGCACACUCAGAGGGAAUCUGCGCUCCUAAGACUUGCUAUACUGUACAAGCAUACAAGAAGUUUACAAUAAAGCAUUCCAAAUUCAAUUCUUCCUCUUAAGUAAGAAUUCUGUGCCAAUAUCCCAUUGAAUGUGUGGAGCUAGUGACUUUUUUGGAUAGUGCCACAUUUCUAAAUGGUCUAAUUACAUAAAACCUACGUGUGACAAUACACAUAAAAACAAGGAAGAUUGCUUUUAGUUUAGAUUCCAACCUGUAGUUCUUAACCACAAAAUCAAACUUACCUUGUUGGGGUGUGGAGAGAAGAGAAAGUGCAGCUGAAAAAUUAUCUCGUGCAAGAGCUGUAACAAAAAAAGACACUUAAGUUACAGUGGUGCCCCGCAAGACGAAUGCCUCGCAAGACGGAAAACUCGCUAGAUGAAAGAGUUUUCCGUUUUGGAGGUGCCUCGCAAAACGAAUCUGCUAUGGGCUUGCUUCGCAAGACGAAAAUGUCUUGCGAGUUCCUGGGUUUUUUUUUUUCCCUUUUCCCCCUCUUUCUAAGUCGCUAAGCCGCUUAUCUGCUUAUCCGAUAAGCUGAUAAGCUGCUAAAAGCCGCUAAAAGCCGCUAAUAGCGCUAAUCCGCUAAUCCCAUCAAUGGGCUUGCUUCGCAAGACGAAAAAACCGCUAGACGAAGAGACUCCCAGAACGGAUUCUUUUCGUCUUGCGAGGCACCACUGUAUCUUCCUUGCAAGGGAAGCUGGUUGGGAAAUGUACCCUUCUCAAAGGAAUUAACCAGAUACUGCCAUUGCACCCCCCCCCCCCCGGUUGGUUUUGCUAAAUUGUUCCAAAGCCAGAAGGUCUUUCAGAGCUUCGGCUAUUUAUCUGAGAAUAGGGAAGUACCAUUAGCAAGCGUUCUAGUCCGGCCCUGCAAGCCAAAUCAGUACGUUCUACCUCAGUUCAGUGACUAAGCAGAAUAAUCGCCAACCUUAGGCUUGUGAUUUAAAGCAAUUUUAUUGAAGGCUUUACAUAUGUAAAUAGUAGACUGCAUUUAAAAAAGACAUGCAAUAUUGUCUUGAUAAAGAUGCUGAAAUUGGUUUCAUUAACAUACAUAAGCAAACAAUGAAGGUGGUCCAUGAGGGGAAAUAGGGUGCUGCUCCAGUAUCGCCAGAUUCCCUCGGCCAGCUCCCACCUGACUGCCUCCUUAUUUAAGUUUGGGCAUGGCACUGACAUUCAGUUUCCUACUCCUCAGUGUCAGUUUUGUCUUCUUAGAACUCAGGAGGAAGGAGGAGGGGGCAAAAACUACCUUCACUUGGCUCUGCCUGUCAUUGGUUCUAGUGCCACCUACUGUUGGGCUCCUUGCCUUCUGCCCAAUGCGCACCAACUUCCACGGAAAGCAAAUCCUCCUUCAUGGUAAUGGUGUGUUGUGUCCUGGUAGAGAAUAAACUGAGUUUAAGCACUUGCAUAAUAAGCAAAACAACUUGUAAUACAGUCGUCAUUAGCAGCUAGAUUUUUUUAUUAGGGCCCUUUAAUCUCUACCUGUAGUCACACAUGCACAGAAAGCAGCAAGGGCAAACUGAUCUUAGAAAAUUGGGCUGUGGCAGUAACAUCACAAACUGAACACAGCCACAGAUUGGAAUACCAUUAUGUGAAUAGCUGUACAGUGGUACCUCAGGUUACAGACGCUUCAGGUUACAGACUCGGCUAACCUGGAAAUAGUACGUUGGGUUAAGAACUUUGCUUCAGGAUGAGAACAGAUGCGGAAGCAGCCGGAGGCCCCAUUAGCUAAAGUGGUACCUCAGGUUAAGAACAGUUUCAGGUUAAGAACGGACCUCCAGAACGAAUUAAGUUUUUAAUCUGAGGUACCACUUUAUUUGCAAACUGAAAACUGAGUACAAGACAUGCUAUUGGAUUACCUCUAUUUCUGGAUUCAGUCGGUGUGAUUCAGAAAGCUGGUAUAUGCAUGAAGUACAAAAUUUAAAAUACACCUUUUCAUAUAUUUUUUCUUUUUUUGCCAAUAAAUGCAGUAAACCGGAGAGGACAAAACCUGAAGAAAGUGGUGAAAUCUGAAUCCUCCCUAGCCAUUGGGUGAGUGGCCUUGAUGUCACAGAGUGUUUACAAAUUGCUGCUCUAGUAAAUGAUGCACAGGAAGGCUGAAUUUUUGCUGUACCUCCUCCUUUCCUCACUCUGUGUGUGUCACAUAGUGAUUGGUACCAUAGAAGAAUACUUCGUUUGGGAUUCAGUGUGUGCAUGAACUGUUGGCAUCAAGGCAUGUCUAAAUCUCAAGCUAACUACAUUUUCACUGUAGAAAUGCAACAUACAGACAGUAAUGAGAAUAAUUUGUGUCUUCCCAGUAUUCUCUUACGAUCCACUUCAACUGUUACAGAUAAUUUAGUCUUACAGGGGAGUGGGGGACUGUUAGAGCUGUGAAUAUACUUAGGGCCUUACUUACUUGAUAAAUAUUCCCCUACCUCUGCUCCUGCAGCAGGAGAAGGUGUCAGGAUCCAAAGGGAAGAGUGGCUGAGCUCCAAUCCCACAGUUCUAUCUCUAAAAAUGAGAAUAUACUGUGUGAGCUCUUGUUUGUGCUGGUCCAGAAGUCACCUGCAAUUGUUAUGUUGGAAGCCUCAGCCAAAUAAAUUGCAAUCUGAAAAAUCACAUGCCUCUAACAAGACAAUUGUGCCUCACUAAGUGAAUACACAGGCCUUCGUGACACAUGUGACUGGGUCCUUUUGAAUCCCCAUUGAUAAUACAUUUCCAUUUCCUUGGCCAUCUGGUGGUGGCUCUUAAAGGGUUAGGGCUGUCUUAAUAUAAACUCCAGGACUGGAUAAAUAGUAUAAUGCCUAUCAACUUGAAGUCUUCCUCCAGACCACCAAACGAAUGAAAAAGUAGGUGACAGUGGGCACAUUCCAUUAUGUCACCUGAGUUUACAAAACAACCCUAGAUGUUUUGUAGAUGCCAAUCAGUGGAAAAUUCAACAUGGUAGUGAACGAUUAUUUUUCUCUUCUUUUCAGGUAG
Messenger RNA from Podarcis lilfordi (Lilford's wall lizard), 11749 nucleotides. NCBI's taxonomy places the organism in Eukaryota, Metazoa, Chordata, Lepidosauria, Squamata, Lacertidae. The record is from the annotation of a GenBank genome assembly.